UGUUACACGGGUGGCUCGUCCGGACCGCUCUGCGGCCGGGGGAUGAUGGAGCUCUCGAGCGUGCGCCUUUAACUGGGGAUGCGACUCGAUUCCCAGGGUCUCUCUUCCCUUCCCAGCCGCCCCGUUGUGAUUGACAGAUCGGGCUCUCGGUGGAUCCUCCUUCCUUCCACCCGCUGCUCUCUCCUCCUCGCUCUUUUAGCUCAGUAACUUUGUACACAGGGAUGCAGGCACACAGAGCAGCCUGAAAAUGGCUUUCCUUUGGAUUUAUCCAUCCCUGCUCACUCUUCACUUGUUUAUACCGAACCAGGCCUUAAGGACAUAUCCGGAUAAUGAAGUUACUUUGCUGGACUCCAUGUCGGCACUAGGAGAUCUGGGCUGGGAGGCCUAUCCGGCAGAGGGGUGGGAAGAGAUCAGUGUGAUGGAUGAGAGGAACACUCCCAUGAGGACCUACCAGGUGUGCAACGUGAUGGAGGCCAACCAGAACAACUGGCUACGUACCAGUCACAUACCCCGCGAUGGUGCCCAGCGCGUCUACAUUGAGAUCAAGUUCACUCUGCGUGACUGCAACAGCCUGCCAGGAGUGCCGGGCACCUGCAAGGAGACCUUCAACAUGUACUACUACGAGUCCAACAACAGCAACCUGUGGUUCAUCAAGGAGAGUCAGUACAUCAAGAUUGACACCAUCGCGGCGGAUGAGAGCUUCACCCAGGUGGACGUUGGGGAUCGGGUGAUGAAGCUGAACACAGAAGUCCGAGAUAUAAGCAACCUGAGCAAGAAGGGUUUCUACCUGGCCUUCCAGGAUGUGGGGGCUUGCAUCGCCCUGGUUUCAGUCCGGGUUUACUACAAGAAAUGCCCCGUCACCGUGCUCAACCUGGCGGAGUUUCCCGACACUGUCACUGGUGGCGAUUCGGCCUUGGUCGAGGUGCGGGGCACCUGUGUCAACAACUCGCAGGAGUUUGACACACCGAAAAUGUACUGCAGUGCCGAUGGAGGCUGGCUGGUACCAAUUGGUCGCUGUGUCUGCAACCCUGGCUUUGAAGAACGAAACGACAUCUGCCAACCAUGCAGACCAGGUUUCUACAAAGCUUCUGCCCAAGAUGCCUACUGCAUGAAGUGCCCCCUUCACAGUUACUCCCACCAGGACAAGGCCACAGAGUGUGUCUGUGAGAGGGGCUACUACAGAGCGGAGACUGACCCAAGAGCUAUGGCCUGCACAAGGCCGCCGUCCGCCCCCGAGAACCCGAUCACGACCAUCAACGAGACCUCCGUGACCCUGGAGUGGAGCCCGCCGCGAGAGAGCGGGGGACGGGGCGACGUCACCUACAGCCUCCACUGCAGGAAGUGCGCCGCCGACAGCAGGGAGUGCGGCCCGUGCGGGAGCGGCCUGCACUUUGUUCCGCGCCAGUUCGGCCUCGCGUACACCAAAGCCCAGGUCACUGACCUCCUCCCGCACACCAGCUACACCUUUGACAUUGAGGCGCUGAACGGGGUGUCGGACCUGAGCCCCAGCCCUAAGCAGUACAUUUCUGUCAACGUCACCACCAGCCAGACAGUGAAUGUAAUCCUCAAGGAAAGGAAGACCAAAGACAGCAUUACACUGGCUUGGCAGGGACCAGAGAGAGCCAACGGAGCCAUUGUGGAAUAUGAAGUUAUCUACUAUGAGAAGAAUCAGAGAGAUCAGAAUUACACAGUCCUGAAGACCAAGUCUAACAGCAUGACGGUGGACGGGCUGAAGCCAGGCACUACCUAUGUGUUCAGGGUGAGAGCGCGCACCGAUGGGGGCUAUGGGAACUAUGGAGGAGAGAUUGAACUGGAGACGAGCCAUGAAGACAUGCUUGCUAUUGGUGACCCCAACCAGCCGACUAUCCUUGCCGUGUCAAUUGCAGGAGGAAUUGUUCUGCUCAUAUUUCUUGUGGCAUGCUUUGUUGUGAGUGGGAGACAUUGUGGGUAUAUCAAAGCAAAACAAGACCCCGAUGAGGAAAAGAUGCAGUUCCAGCACGGUCGAGUGAAGCUACCAGGGAGCAGGACUUACAUUCACCCACACACUUAUGAGGACCCCAAUCAGGCUGUGCGUGAUUUUGCCAAGGAGAUUGAUGCGUCUGCCAUUCGGAUUGAGAGAGUGAUAGGGGCAGGUGAAUUUGGGGAGGUGUGCAGUGGAAGACUGAAGCUUCCCAGCAAACGGGAAAUUUAUGUGGCCAUAAAGAGUCUGAAGGCUGGAUACUCGGAGAAACAGAGACGAGACUUUCUGAGUGAAGCAAGCAUCAUGGGACAAUUUGACCAUCCUAACAUCAUCCGCUUAGAAGGCGUCGUGACAAAAUGUAAGCCAGUGAUGAUUAUAACCGAGUUCAUGGAGAAUGGGUCUUUAGAUACCUUCUUAAAGAAACAUGAUGGACAGUUCACAAUCAUCCAGCUGGUUGGAAUGCUGAGAGGAAUUGCCUCUGGGAUGAAAUACCUGUCGGACAUGAACUAUGUACACAGAGACUUGGCAGCCAGGAACAUCCUUGUGAACAGUAACCUUGUGUGUAAAGUGUCUGACUUUGGCUUGUCCCGAGUACUGGAGGAUGAUCCAGAGGCAGCCUAUACAACAAGAGGAGGAAAGAUCCCCAUCAGGUGGACAUCUCCGGAAGCAAUUGCCUACCGCAAGUUCACGUCUGCCAGCGAUGUGUGGAGUUAUGGCAUUGUCAUGUGGGAAGUGAUUUCCUAUGGAGAACGACCAUACUGGGAAAUGUCAAAUCAAGACGUGAUAAAAGCGAUAGAUGAGGGGUAUCGCUUGCCUGCUCCAAUGGAUUGCCCAGUAGUUCUGCACCAGUUAAUGCUGGACUGCUGGGAGAAAAGCCGAAGCGAUAGACCCAAGUUCGGACAGAUCGUCAACACCCUCGACAAGCUGAUCCGAAACCCCAGCAGCCUGAAGCAAUUAGCCAACAGUUCAGUCUGGCAAGAUCCAACAACCCCUGAGUUCAGUGUCAACACGGUAGAAGACUGGUUGGAUGCCAUGAAAAUGACCCAGUACAAGGAAAACUUUUCAAACGCGGGCUAUGUAACCCUUGACUCAGUGUUGUACAUAAGUGUCAGUGAACUGGGUAAAAUCGGAAUUUCACUGGCUGGCCAUCAGAAGAAGAUCCUCUCCAGCAUACAGAGUCUGCAGACGCAAGGGGCACAUGUACAAGUAUAACCUUGCCCAUGUGCCACAGGCUCCACGAACCAAGAAAAGACUGAAUGAGUUCAACAUGUUGCUCGUUAUUCCCAAUUAACAGCUUCACCAUUCAAAUUGUUCUGGAUAGAUCUUCUCGUAAGCACUCUGGCUUCUGUCCAUGCACUUAGAGACACAGCAGCGAAAGGAGGAAGAGGCUGAUCUACAUUAGGUCACUCGGGAGGCAUCUAAGGAAAGUGCUCAGAAAAAAAAUCAGUUUGUGCAAGUGAGUGUACAGUAGAAUGUGAAUCAAAGUUGCCUUUUAUUAUUUUAAGGUGUUUUAGUUUCUGAACAAGCAGUACUAAGGUCAGAUCUGUGACCACUUCUUCAUAUACCUGUAUGAGAAUGUUUAAAAUGCUUCCCUCUGGCACUACAGAACUAAACCCUAUUCUAUUAUUGAAUUCUAAAAUGUCCUGGUUUUUGACAUGGUAAAUCAAAGGAGAUGAGAUCUUCUCGGUUCUAAGUUGAAAUACCUACUGUUUUAGAGGCUACCAUGAAUGCACAGAUGUAUGCCCUCUAAUUUCAAAUCCCAGAACUGACUAGUGGUAUCAGGGAAUGGAGAUUUCUGGCCUUGUUAAAGAAUACUGCACAGUGAUAUGAAAAUGCUAAUAUCACUAGCACAAUGGGAAAGACUUUAUUUAUUUGUGGCAAAGUAAUGUGAGUGGAUAACACUCACUUUUCACCUAUUCACCUACUUUUCUGUUACCAGCUCCAUUACAGUGACCUACUGUAAUACAACAGGGUAAUUGAGAGUUGUUUCGGCCUUACUUCAAGGAGCUGCUGUUAUGGCUGUCUGGGCGAUGAACAAAGAAGGAAAGCAGUGAUACAGUGUUAAAAAUACAAGCAAAACAUCAGUCAAGCAAAACUUCAAGUCUUGUGAUCCUGACUGCUGUUUAAAGUUUCACUGAAAAAUAUUGGGUCGAGUAGCGCAGCAGAAAAGAGCAAAUAAUUGUGGAAAAACACAUGGAAAGAAAAAUGUACGUACUCCAAAGUGUUUGACACGUUAUAAAAUAUCGCUAGGUGUCAAAAGGAAAUUUGACAUUGCAUAAACUGUUUUAUAAAACAUUCUUCAUUCUGAAUAGUGCCAUGAAUUCUAACUAUAAGUACUGGAACAUACUGGCAUAUGAUACCUAUUUUGUGCACACUGCAGUAAUUUACAACUGUCAACAGCAAAUCAAACACUCCAGUGGCCAGGUUUGCUGUAUUAAAAAUGGUAUUUACUCGUUAUCCCGAUAGAGAGGAAUAGCUGUGGAGCUCGAAGCGGGUAGUUUUCCUCAGUCCUCCAUCACCGUCUGGUCACCAUCAUUAGGGAUGUGGUGCGCCAAACUGUAACAGUUCAAUGGAGAAAUAGGGAUCAAAUGGAAGUUACUCAAGUUAAAAUACUAAGGCACACGUGUAAGUGCAUCAAUAUAAAAGCGACCAUCUUCAGUUUGCCUUUAAGAUUGUGCCUUACAGGUUUGGCUUACUUAAGAAGGAAAGGGGACAUUGUAACGAAAGAUCCAUUUCCACUCCUGGAGCUCUGCACACAGAAACGCCUCCUCUGUAAAAAAGGCCAUUUCCAAUAAGACCCAUGAGCUGUCCUGUGGAAGAGAGCCACAAUAUCAAUUGACAUUAGGAUCUCCAGGGACAAUGGAAAUGAUGUUUUUUUGUUUUUCCUUUCUCCAUCUAAUUUAAUCAUCCCAAAUGAAGUCCAGGAAAUCUCUACGCCUUUCAAUAGGGAUUUCAAACUCAUUUAAAAGAGGACCUGCUGUACUUACUUCUGGUUUUUGUUCUCAUCUCAUAGUUACUACUCAAAUUAUUCAAUCAAUGCAUAACUGAUGAUAUUUGUGACUGGGCUCUGAGGUGUUUAAUAGGUAACUCUACCUUUGAUGAGAUGAACAUGUUGAGUAAUCAGCUGUAAAGGACCUUUUAAAAAUCCUUGACGUGUCUAAGAAAAUAAAUUGGUUGUUUAAUUGUCUACUCGGGUUGGAAAGAAAAAUAACCAGAACACAUUAGGCCCUCUAGAUACAGAGUUUGAGACUCCUGCCUUGCAACAUUGAUAUUUAUCCCACUAGAUGAAUGAGAGAAUCAUCAACCUUUGAAGAAGUGAUGUAGAAUGAGGAUUGUGACAAUGCAGGGGUGAAAUGAAAUAAUGCAGUACGUUUACAGUAGAUGUGGAAUGUGGUUAAGUCCAAAGGUGGAGCAGGACACUGUAGCUGUAGUGUUAACACAUCGUCACUUACAGUGCAAGUACAGUAAACACCACUCGGUAGCUCCCUCUGUUUUCUAGGUGCUUCUGUAGAUUUUGAAAAAGAAUCAAAAGUGAGUGCUGUCCUUUUUAUAACAGAUAUUAACCGUCUUCAAAGCCAAUUGUACCAUAUUGUAAAAAAUGUACAGUGUUAUUGAUUAAAACUAUAGAAUGUUUAUAAUUAUGUACUUUUAUUUAGGAUGAAAAACUCUAGCAGAUUCAAUUUAAAGCAAGACAAAAAUGGACUAAUUGUGGGAGAGUGCUGAUGAAGAAUAUUGUAUAGAUGGUAAGCUUGGUCCUUGACAGUAAAUAGUGCAAUUGUAGUUUUCUUAUUAUUCAAGACGAAAACCAGAUUCCCUGACAUUAAGAUGCAUUUUAAACCUCACAUGAAGUAAGGGAAUAUGUUUAAAAAUCAUGUUUGGCAAGUUAGUGUAAAAAUGGCACUUCUCAAUGAGAAGCCAUAAUUGGCUAAGCAGAUACAUAUCUUGCUUUUAGGUGUCUUGCAGACUGUAAGCAGGGCCCCUGUGUCAGACACAUCAAGCUUCACAUGCCUUCUCAAAGCAAUUACAAGGAUUACAAUUACAUUAAAGUUCAGGCUCUAUGCUCCACUAAAUCUGAAAGCCUAUCUAAAGCCUAUCUUCGUGUGGUACUAAAAUUCCUGCUUUUGUCUGGUUAAUUUUGGGAAAUCACUCAGUUUGUAUGUUGAUAAUAUUUUCCAAAAUAAAAGAGAGUAUUCUUAAAAAAACAUAUUUUGAAACCUCUGAAUAAAACGUUUUGUCACAACACACAUACUGUACACACCUAUACCCACACACGUAUGCUAAAACAGGCGUUAACAGCUCAAAUCCAUUGUUGGCAUAAAUGUAUUUUCCUAAACAGGUUAUACAGUGUAUAGUAAAAAUGACCAGGGCUGGUUACUGUGAAACAUAACACAUGAAAGAACAUGUCAUGCUCUCUAAACUAAAUGUAGAGUUUUAAUUAUUUUUCACAGACUUUGCUGGAACCAUGAAGCAAUAGAUGUGAACCUGCUAAGUUUAUUUUAUGUGUCAUGAGUUUAGCAUUUUUGGCUAGAGUCAUCACCAUCUGUAAACAUAGUCUGAGUUUUCUCUUGCCAACUAAUAAUUUUCAGAAGUGAUAAACUACUAAAGGCUCACAAUAUUUUACUUCUUAUUGUGCCCGUUUCAUGAUGAUGAAGGAAAUUGUCAGCAAUAAGACUUUUUAGUGGUUAAAUAUUAUACAAAGAUGAACUGCAGUACUUAGUAUUAAAAUUUUUUUUACCCUCAUACUAAUCAUGGGAAAUGUCUCUCAAUACAUAAUUAAAUAUAAAGAAAAUCUGUUGAUCGUUUGUGUGGCUUGCUGAGGAGUUUUUAAAUUGAGUACAUCAUAAAUUAUACUGAUAAUUUCAUUGAAUUUUGAGGGAAACAGUAAUGUUUUAACAAAAGUAUUCUGCCUUCAUUCUGUAAGUGCACAUUUUUUUCAUACAUAAGUCUGAAAUUCUCUCAGCUGUAGGGACAGAAAGUGUGCAUAUAUCUGAAAUCAAUGUAAGACCUCUGGUAUCUACAUGACAUUUAUUCUGUGGACUUGCAAGUCUUUCUCCCGGUAACUCCAGUCUAUAGUAAAACAAAGUAAACUAUUGUACACCUUUAGAUGUCAGUUAUAGAUGCAGAUCUCAAAGACAAAACAGCUGCAAGCGUCAGAGGUUAACACUUCCCUGUCCAAAAUGUACAAAAAUAAUGAUUUCAGUAUUUCCCAGUCAAAUAAAUGGCAUAUUAUGACAAAAGUCUCAGAUGCCCACUUCAGUGGACAGGUUAAGGGCUGUUAAAAAAGGCUACUCUACAUAAACCAACACACUUGUCUCAAUUGUAUAGCUACGAGAACAUCUAGAACAUGGAAAUAAGACUGCAAGCAAGCUACAGUACAUUCAGUGCCAUAGCUGGAAAAAGCACAGGGUUGUAAUUAAAUAUAGCGUUAUCAUUAGAAGGUUGAUCACCUAGUUAAGUGCAGUAUGUGCAAUUUUAUUUUGUAUUUUUAUGGUAAAUCAUGCCUAAAAUUGUCUGUAGCAUUAAAUAAAGAAAGAAUUUAACCCUAUGCCUGGUUCUGCCAUUUUGUGAAAGUUUCCUGCUCAUUCUUUGUGAGCUUGUUUCAAUGUUCUUUUGUAUGCUGUGGUCUUCUGUUUGCCCUUGCAGGCUAAUAUGAACUUGGUAAAGGUGUACACAUUUUGAAUUCUCAUGUUGCUAUAAUAAAUAUGCUCAUAUUUUUAAUUUCUCAACUGA
Messenger RNA from Lepisosteus oculatus (spotted gar), 7690 nucleotides. It is a transcript of the gene epha4b, whose product is annotated as eph receptor A4b. Gene Ontology annotation, cellular component: dendrite; plasma membrane. Gene Ontology annotation, biological process: axon guidance; protein phosphorylation; ephrin receptor signaling pathway. NCBI's taxonomy places the organism in Eukaryota, Metazoa, Chordata, Actinopteri, Semionotiformes, Lepisosteidae. Gene Ontology annotation, molecular function: transmembrane-ephrin receptor activity; protein binding; ATP binding. The record is from RefSeq and is a predicted model, not a curated record.